Molecule: messenger RNA, 1257 nt
Organism: Hyalella azteca
Lineage: Eukaryota; Metazoa; Arthropoda; Malacostraca; Amphipoda; Hyalellidae
Exons: 6
Coding region: 271-1257 (328 amino acids)
Molecular function (GO): nucleic acid binding
Source: RefSeq, a predicted model, not a curated record
CAUCCAUCUGUUCCAUGAGCUGUAACUCAUCCAUCUGUUACAGUGGAGGUUCAGAACCAUCUGUUCCAUGAGCUGUAACUCAUCCAUCUGUUACAGUGGAGGUUCAGAACCAUCUGUUCCAUGAGCAGUAACUCAUCCAUCUGUUCCAUGAGCUGUAACUCAUCCAUCUGUUACAGUGGAGGUCCAGAACCAUCUGUUCCAUGAGCUGUAACUCAUCCAUCUGUUACAGUGGAGAUCCAGAACCAUCUGUUCCAUGAGAAGCCUGGCCAGAUGCGCAACGUAGAAGACUACGUCCACAUGACGUCUGCGGUCUUGACAGGCAUGGCACCAGCCGCUGUUAUCCUCAAACAUUAUCGGUACCUGGUGGUGGAUGGUCUGGAGUACAUAGUAUCAGGAGCAACGUUCAUGCUCAUAACCAUGCUUAUGCUCGCGCAUAGUAAGCACCAGGACUCCCUCAACCAGCAGGUACACCUACAAAUGGGUAUACUUUGGUUCCUCUUGGCAGUUACUAUGUACGCAGAGACCGUGAACAUGGACAAGCCUGUCUACCCCAUUAUACGUGGCUUUCUACUCAUCUACCUGGGUGGACUGUGGAUCCAAGCAGACUUCAUCCUCUGGAACAUGGAUAACGACAAGCGGUGGCCUCCAGAGGACCAUUUCUACCUCUUCCUUGAGACCAUGACGAUGGCCUGGCACUUCAUCGGGGCCAUCAUGGUCACCUGCAUCGUUAACUUCAUCGUCCUCUUCCUGGUGAAGAGGCUAACAGCUUCACAAGUGAGGCAGGAGCUCGACAUCAGUAAAGGUGCCAUUCAAGCCCUGAUGGCGCUGCCUGAGGGCGAGCGUCGUAGCCUGCGUCAAAUGGAGUGUAAUGGUGUGGGAGCCUUUCAUGCAAACGGAACGAGCGAGCUCGUCUCCCUCAAAGGCAACCAGUGCGCGGACGACUAUGUCCAAACGUUCGAGGACCAUCUACUUCCCGUCAUCCGCCACCGAAUUCGCCGCAGCGCCAUCUUCCAACAAGAUAAUGCCUCAAUCUGUACAGCGCGCACGACCAAGGCCUUCUUCAAGCGUGCCAAAGUCCGGGUUAUGGACUGGCCAGCCAAGUCCCCCGAUCUGAAUCCCAUUGAGAACGUCUGGGGGUACAUGGCUGGCAUCGUCUACGCCUGCUGGAAGCAGUAUGACACGAAGGAAGAACUCGAGUUGGCCAUUCAAGCCGCCUGGUCCAAUCUGGACCCCAACUACCUCCAUUACCUUGCCUGA